UCUCACUGGUGAACACAUUUGCUCUUUACAGCUUGGAUUACACAGAAGGGAAUUUUACACACUCUGUCCAGAAGAAAGAGAUUGACUUACUGGGAAGACUUAGACACACUCCGAUCAACAUGGGGAGUAGCAUGUCAUGCGUCCCUCAGCACAAUUUCAGGUUCUCCAGUAAGAGCUUUAUACGGCGAAACAGCAGUAGACUGUUCCGGAAAAAAAAUCCGCAGGAGGGGCAGGAGAAGUCCAACAGCAUCAUCAACAUUCUCUGCACGGUCACGCCGAGAAAGGAAAUGUCACCUAAAGAUCUCGAGACCAUAGACAACAUUAAAUGGAACCCGCCAUUUCCAUAUGACCCGGCCAGCGGCUGGAAGAAGAGCAGCAUCAAUGUAAAGAACUACGGGAGGUUGAUCCAUAGCUCCAAAGUGCGCUUUCGCUUUCUUCACUGUCAGGAUGUGCACGACUGUUACCUGGACCUGUUCCAAACCCACCUUCAUUUCGUCUCCAACAACACUACUGGACUCACCUAUCAGGGGACCCUUCCAUUAAAGGAGCUCACGAUUUGCAAGGUGCAGAACAGGACUAGCUUUGGCGAUCCACAGGAGUUUGCCUUCCAAAUAAACGGUGUCAGCCUAAACCCCAUCAUCGUCUACUGCUCUAACCAGGAGGAUAUGGACAACUGGUUUGGUCUUCUCAAGGAACACAUAGAGGCCAACGGGGGCACUGCGAUUACACCAGACAUUUACAGCAGAGUUAAGUUUCCCAAGGCCCAGAACACACAACAAUCAACAGAGGGGAAAGAAGAGCUGAGGAACUCCAUCAGUAAAGAGCCUAUCUAUGAAUGGGAGGGUUCUCAGAGAGAAAGUCUGGGUCCAAUCAUCUACGUCACUAAAGUCAGGCUACAGCAUUUGCCCUGUCAGGAGCAGUAUGAUAGACUGUUGGUCAUGUAUCCUAGCAAUCUUAUAAUACUCUCCGAGGAGAGUGACGGCUUGUUCUACAAGGGAAAGCUUCCUCUCAACAUGCUUACAGUCACCACCCCAUGCCAAGACAUCAAGCCGAAUACAUUUAUGAUUGAAGGGAAACUGAUUAACCCCAUCGUUGCAUCGUGUCAGAACACGAGCGAGUUCCGUGACUGGAUACAUCACUUCAAAGGUGCAGGGGUCCCUGUGCUUAGCCCUCCUCCACCUGUCUACGACAUCAUGUACACACCAACUCAUAAAGAGGCUCCUGAGAUAAGUAAGAGAUGGAGCGGAAGUAGCCGAGGAGGUGCUGAAGAGAUUAUACUGAAGAAAGUGCACAGUGGACGCAGAUCAUGUGAGCUUCAGCUGCCCUGCAGUGAUGACAACCCCCUUUCCCCUGGUUACACCGAGCCUCUCUGUUACAUCUCCAGCAGACCCACCUCUGUUGAUACACAGUAUUCGGUGAGACUGGGCAGCAGGAGCAAUAGCAUGUCAUCUCAAACCAGGCCUGCUCCAUUGCCCCUGCACUACUCCUCCCCUCAGCGUACUUCCUACCUGUCUUCUGAGGAGCCAAGGUCUCCUAUUUACAACACCCCAUACAGUGCAGUUCACCGUAAAACUACUGUACAACAUGUCGAGAAAGCCCCACUUAUCAAGUCAAACAGCUGGAGCACUCCCCAAAGCUCCAUAAAGUAUCAGCCCUCAAUUCCAAACCGCCACUCGGAUCUGCUGACCCACCGCAAACCUCUCUCUCCCUUGUAUGAUGACCCAACCACCCCUGGCAUGUACCCUCUGGAGGAGGACUUGGCAAAGGCAUCGUCGCAUUCCUCACAGGUUUCUGUGGAACAGCCUUGUCCUUCACUCCUUCCGGCCUCCUUCCGCUUGUGCACACCUCCUCUAGGCCGCCGGAACAGAGGCAGUCAGCCCCAGGAGUAUGAUGGGAACAACACGCAGUGGGCUAUGGAGCAACGUGCACAGGCUGUGUCCAGGCUAAAGCUGUUGCCUGCCCCUAACACAGUGAUACAGCACAACCAUAUCACACAGAGAGAGUCAGGCCUGAACGCCACACACACUCGGGACUUGCCCUACAGUCAAACCCCAGAUGAUCACUGCUAUCUUAAACCAGCGGAACCGGAUGACCAGGAAAUAGACUAUGACAACAUUUGGGAGUUCGACUGCAGUAACGGGAUGAUUCAAGCCUUGCCUGGAAUUUCAGCACACCGGACGCAGCCUGACUACAGCGCUCGAGGCCUCGCCGCUAUGGAAACACAGACGAGAUGGUCAUAAAAGAGAACAAUGGGCUUCCACCCGCCCGGACUUGUGCACAUAGCUGGCUAAUCUAUGCUUUACUGAACUCUCGCUCUCGCUCUCACUCUCACACACAGACAUAUUCACACCCUCUCACUGGCAUUGGGACAGGGCUUUGCAUAAGGCCAAGCUUCCCCAGUAUCAGUAAACAAUACACUGUGGGAAACAGUUGACCAGGUACAUGAACACUGCGUGUUUUUCCACAUUCGGUACAAAACAAGCCUUGCUGAUAACAUGUAACACAGAACAAAUAUUAAUUUUGUAAUUUUGGUAAAUGUAGCAUUACUCUACAUAUAGCUAGUUAAGAUACGAAAAAAGGAAAAAGGUUUUUUUAUUAUGUAUAUAGUGUAAAUAUAUUUUUUAAAAUAGAGAUUCUACAAUUGUUUCUCUUUGCACUGUUUUGUACAGAUAACUAUUAUUCUUGGGUUAUUUAUACAUUGGAUCACAGAUUUUGGUGUCUACUCAGUUACACACUGAAGUAAAUUCUUCCCAAUCUUUUCAUUAUUCAUUCCAGGAAGCACACCGAGCCCCAGCAUAUGUUACAAUUAGCAGGAACUUGGACAUGUUUGGGUUUAAAUAUAUUACAUGUACACAUAGACACUGCAAACUUUUCGUAAAUGUUUGAAUGUGUAUUCAUUCAGUUUGGUGUG
Molecule: messenger RNA, 2911 nt
Organism: Clarias gariepinus (North African catfish)
Lineage: Eukaryota; Metazoa; Chordata; Actinopteri; Siluriformes; Clariidae
Gene: plekhn1
Product: pleckstrin homology domain containing, family N member 1
Exons: 16
Coding region: 120-2240 (706 amino acids)
Biological process (GO): response to hypoxia; 3'-UTR-mediated mRNA destabilization; positive regulation of apoptotic process
Cellular component (GO): mitochondrial membrane; cytoskeleton
Molecular function (GO): cardiolipin binding; phosphatidic acid binding; phosphatidylserine binding
Source: RefSeq, a predicted model, not a curated record